GGUUGUGAAAUAUUUAUUUUGAAGAGCUGUAUUCCCCCAAAAUCUUAUUGAUGCUUGACAUCUAAAAUUACAUAAUGAUUUACUACCAUCAUGUUAAGUUAUUGUCAUUGUUUAUGGUCCUCCAAGUAUAUACAAAUACGUUCAUGUUUCACAUGCAAUGUUUGUUAACACGUGGGUCAAAGGUGACAACACCAUGUUCCCUCAUUUUACCAAUUUUAAAAGCACAAUGUUAUUUAAUCUUGACAAAGAACAGAGUCAGACACGUGGUUGGAGCUUAUAAUCUGAACAGCAGAUAUAGCAAAAUGGUUGUAAUGUUUUACCAUAUUAAUCUAUAACAUUUUCAAAUUGCUCCAGGUUUUGUAGUGCAAGCUACACUCCUGGCCAAAAAAAAGUCACCAUUUGGAUUUAAAUAAGCAGAUACACUAUAUUGCCAAAAGUAUUCGCUCAUCUGCCUUUAGACACAUAUGAACUUAAGUGACAUCCCAUUCUUAAUCCAUAGGGUUUAAUAUGACGUCGGCCAACCCUUUGCAGCUAUAACAGCUUCAACUCUUCUGGGAAGGCUUUCCACAAGGUUUAGGAGUGUGUUUAUGGGAAUUUUUGACCAUUCGUCCAGAAGCGCAUUUGUGAGGUCAGACACUGAUGUUGGAUGAGAAGGCCUGGCUCGCAGUCUUCACUCUAAUUCAUCCCAAAGGUGCUCUAUCGGGUUGAGGUCAGGACUCUGUGCAGGCCAGUCAAGUUCUUCCACACCAAACUCACUCAUCCAUGUCUUUAUGGACCUUGCUUUGUGCACUGGUGUGCAGUCAUGUUGGAGCAGGAAGGGGCCAUCCCCAAACUGUUCCCACAAAGUUGGGAGCAUGGAAUUGUCCAAAAUCUCUUGGUAUGCUGAAGCAUUCAGAGUUCCUUUCACUGGAACUAAGGGGCCAAGCCCAGCUCCUGAAAAACAACCCCACACCAUAAUCCCCCCUCCACCAAACUUCACAGUUGGCACAAUGCAGUCAGACAAGUACCGUUCUCCUGGCAACCGCCAAACCCAGACUCGUCCAUCAGAUUGCCAGAUGGAGAAGCAUGAUUCGUCACUCCAGAGAACGUGUCUCCACUGCUCUAGAGUCCAGUGGCGGCAUGCUUUGCACCACUGCAUCCGACGCUUUGCAUUGCACUCGGUGAUGUAUGGCUUGGAUGCAGCUGCUCGGCCAUGGAAACCCAUUCCAUGAAGCUCUCUACGCACUGUUCUUGAACUAAUCUGAAGGCCACAUGAACUUUGGAGGUCUGUAGCGAUUGACUCUGCAGAAAGUUGGCGACCUCUGCACACUAUGUGCCUCAGCAUCCGCUGACCCCCGCUCUGUCAUUUUACGUGGCCUACCACUUCGUGGCUGAGUUGCUGUCAUUCCCAAUCGCUUCCACUUUGUUAUAAUACCACUGACAGUUGACUGUGGAAUAUUUAGUAGCGAGGAAAUUUCACGACUGGACUUGUUGCACAGGUGGUAUCCUAUCACAGUACCACGCUGGAAUUCACUGAGCUCCUGAGAGCAGCCCAUUCUUUUACAAAUGUUUGUAGAAGUAGUCUGCAUGCCUAGGUGCUUCAUUUGAUACACCUGUGGCCAUGGAAGUGAUUGGAACACCUGAAUUCAAUUAUUUGGAUGGGUGAGCGAAUACUUUUGGCAAUAUAGUGUACUUAAGAGCCUGUGACUGGAUCAUUAUUGCAGUGAUUAAUGUUUCAGCUGGCAACCAUUUUUAUUUUAUUUUUGCAGUGUGUAGCUUCUCAUUUCUUAAACAACCAUGUUGGAAAACGUAUCCCAUGGUCGUGGAAAAGAUGUUACUGUGUUUCAGAAGGGGAAAAUUAUUGGCCUGCAUCAAGCAAAGAAAACAACUAAGGAGAUUGCUGAAAUCACUGGAACUGGGUUAAGAACUGUCCAACGCAUUAUAACCUGGAGAGAUAGUGGUGAGCCAUCAGCUUUGUGGAAGAAAUGUGGUCGGAAAAACAUCUGGAGAUCACUAAAAUGCUUGGAAGUCACAGCUUAAAAAAAUCGACAGUAGAACUCACGGCUAUGUUUAAUAGUGAAAGUAAGAUCAUUUCCACACACACAAUGUGACGAGAACUUACAGGAUUGGGACUAAACAGCUGUGUGGCCACAAGAAAGCCAUUUAUUAGUGAGGCUAAUCGGAAAAAAAUGACUUCAAGUUGCUAGGGAGCAUAAAGAUUGGACUGUGGAAUAAGGGAAAAAGGUCAUGUGGUCUGAGUCCAUAUUUACCCUAUUCAAAAGCGAUGGGCACGUCAGGGUAAGAAGGGAAGCGCAUAAAGCGAUGCAUGACGGGUGCAUAUUGCCCACUGUACGAGCCUUUGGAGGCAGUGUUAUGAUCUGGGGUUGCUUCAGUUGGUCAGAUCUAGGCUCAGCAAAGCUAUGCAGCAAUAAAGUGAAAUCAGCUGACUACCUGAAUGUACUGAAUGAUCAGGUUAUCCCAUCAAUAGAUUUUUUUUUUUUUUUUUUUUUUCUUCACUGACAGCACGGACAUAUUCCAGGACAACAAUGCAAAGAUUCAUCGGGCUCAAUUUCAGUGGUCAAGAAAUGUGAAAAAUGGCAAUUUUUGCUUAUAAAAAUAAUUUAUAUAGUUUUGCCUAAAAUCAUGAGAUUGGUCUCUUUAGAUUCCUUGGGGUAUACUGAGUCGAAUGAUACCCAAUUUUCUGGCCAUACUGGGCGUCGGCCAUUUUGAAUUUUGUCUUAAAUUGCUGUAUAUUACAAACACAUUGACAUGUCAUUACGAAAUUUGGUAUGUGUCAUUGGGGCCAUGUCCUGAAGUUACUCAAAAAGCUUGGGGACAGUGCCACGCAGUGGUCAAAAUAUGCAAAUAAAUGCUUAAAACUUUUGAAUAAUGCCUCUUGUCAUGAGACAUGCAUCGUUAGCUUCCUUGGGCCACGCCAAGUACGUUCAUACCAAAUUUGCAAUGGUCGGCCAUACGUGUCUGUUAUUUUGAAUUUAAUUAAAAACCUACUUUUUUUUUUUUAACUCCUUAGUCAAGUCCGUUUUGCACUAAAUUUUGCAUGCAUCAUUUAGAGAUAUUCAUGACAAAAGUACUGAAGUUUUUUGAUAGACCAAACUGUUCUCCUGUAAUUCAUCAACUAAUUUAAUGGCAAGAUGCCAAUAAGGAUCUGAGGUUGUAUCUCUUGAGAGUUUUGGUGUAUUGACCUGAAACUUACAAUACCAUAUCAAUUUGGUGACACCGCCACCUAUUGGUCGGAAUUUAUAUGUAUUUGUUUAACACUAAGUAAUAAAACAAUUCUUUUUUUUUUUUCACCACUCUGCUUAAAAUCAUCACCGGAAUUCUAUAUUCAGUCUAAAUGUUUGUAACUGGUGUGCUUGGCCCCAUAAUUGCUGCCUGCAGCUAUAUUUCAAGCUUGAAUUUAUAAAAGUAACAAUAAGUGUGAUCUUCUCAGGUCAGUAUCUGGCACUACUCUUUCUGCAUAAGGUGUACAGAAGUUCUCAUUGAUGCAGAACCAUCAUGCUGCAAAGUCUUGGUGGGAUGGAACAAUUAAGAGCACCCCAGUGCCCGGCUAUAGACUUGGAGCUGGACUUAUGAGGUGCUACGUAAGGGGUCACUACAGAAUCAUUCCAUUACAGACUCACUACUACAGAGUAGAAUAUCUGCACUUGAGGAAAAGAUGUGACUACUCUGUCCCUGUUUUCAUCAUUUAUUUCACUUCUUGUCAUUACAGGAAGUCUGAAUAACACACAACUACAAGCUGCUGAUCUCCUGUGCAAAGUAAUCUGUGUACAAACCACCAGUUUACUGACACUGAGACCACAAAUGUGACUGAUUCCAAAGGCUGAGCUUCUUUUAUCAAACGGUUGUGGUGAUGAAGCAUUCUGAAUGCAUGAGGCAACAAGUACACUAUCAACUAAAAUCUCUCUUCUUACCAUAUGUUACAGAUACCACAAGCAGAUAAAAGAAAAGAAAAUAUGGGAAACACAAAUGUCUCUGCUCCCACACUUAUUUAAACGGUUUUCUCAGUGAGAUCUCACUUAUUGUCGUCAACAUCAUGACCAUCAUCUGUCUGCUUCUGCUGGCCACUCUGCUGCCAAUCCUUACCUUCACUGCCCAUGUGAAUGUGGGUAUAGUGAAUGGUAAGGAAGUGAAACCCCACUCCAGACCUUACAUGGUUUCUGUUCAGUACAAUGGGCAACAUAAAUGUGGUGGAUUCCUCAUUUCUAAUGAGUUUGUCUUGACUGCUGCACAUUGCCGAAACAAAUCUCAAAUUUUCACUGCUGUGGUAGGUGCUCAUGACCUACGAAACAAGAGUGAGAAUUCUGUAAGAUUCAAAGUGAAUUCCUACCACGAACAUCCAAACUACAACAAUAAAACUUAUCACAAUGACAUUAUGCUUUUGAGGCUGGAGAAAAAAGUCACACAAAACAACAAUGUGGAUUGGAUAUCAUUACCAAAGACAGAAGGGGACAUUGAAGCAGGUUCUGUCUGCAGUGUCGCAGGCUGGGGAGCAUUGAAAACUAAUGGCACACUGAGCCCGACGCUCAUGGAAACAAACGUGAAGAUCAUGCAGAACAAAAAAUGUGAAAAUAAAUGGGGCAAGGAGUUCUCCGCUUCCAAGAUGAUCUGUGUUUAUGGCGAUGGAGGAAGCUGUGCGGGGGAUUCAGGUGGUCCUCUGGUUUAUGAAUAUACUGCAGUUGGAGUCACAUCAUUUGGUGACAUAAAACAGUGCAAUUCACUGAAGUACCCUGAAGUUUAUACUAAGAUUUCAGCAUUUCUUCCAUGGAUUCACAACACAACUGGAAAUGUUAACUGACUUUUGCAAAUAAAAACAUGGCAAAAUGUA
Messenger RNA from Myxocyprinus asiaticus (Chinese sucker), 4825 nucleotides. Its product is annotated as granzyme B-like. Gene Ontology annotation, biological process: proteolysis. Gene Ontology annotation, molecular function: serine-type endopeptidase activity. The record is from RefSeq and is a predicted model, not a curated record. Bases 4034 to 4795 code for a protein of 253 amino acids. Lineage: Eukaryota; Metazoa; Chordata; Actinopteri; Cypriniformes; Catostomidae. The transcript has 5 exons.